AUGGCCGAAGAACAACAGAUCAACCUACUAGUCUCGCGGAGAACAACGAUGCUGGAAGCUCUGGGUCGGGCAGAGGCAUUUCUUCGAGACUUCAACGCUCAACGCGAUGGACAGCAGGUGCCAUUGAGGCUGGAAUACCUCAACCGCAUAUGGACGUCACUUGAAGAGGUACAGGCUCAACUGGAGGACGGUGAUGUGGAAGGUAGGGCAGAGCAUGCUGCUAUACGUGCGGACUUUGAGCCACGUCUAUUCUCAAUAAAAGCUGCAUUCAUUUCCUAUUCGCCUCCUCUUUCUGUUAACGCUGGCAACCCUCAACCCCUGCAUGCUACUUCCACUCUCUCUGGCAUCAAACUGCCGACAAUUUCGCUUCCUGAGUUCGAUGGAGAUUAUAAGCAAUGGCUAACUUUCCACGACACGUUUUUGGCUUUAAUCCACAACAACGCUGAUGUUCCGCCUAUUCAAAAAUUUCACUACUUAAGGGCAGCCGUCAAGGGGGAGGCUGCUCAACUGAUCGAAUCCAUCGCUAUUUGUUCUGCUAAUUACUCUCUGGCUUGGCAAGCUCUCGAAGGGCGGUACUCCAACGAAUAUCUGCUAAAAAAGCGACACCUGCAAGCACUCUUCGACAUCCCACGCAUGAAGAAGGAGUCUGCAGCAACACUUCACGGAUUGGUGGACGAAUUCGAACGUCAUACGAAGAUUCUUCAUCAUUUGGGUGAGCCGACGGACGCCUGGAGCACGAUCCUAGAACACUUAUUAUGCACGCGACUGCACGAUGAUUCACUGAAGGCCUGGGAGGACCACGCAUCCGUAACUGAGAACCCAAAUUUUGCAUGUUUGAUCGAUUUCCUUCAGAGGAGGACAAGAGUACUGGAAUCGAUCUCGGUCAACCAUCAUCAAUCUACUAGCACGACAAACACAAACGAUGGUGCGUCCGCUAGUCAUUUCCGGAGACAAUCACAGUUUCGUCUCUCGUCAUGCGCAUCAACCGCUAACUAUUCUUUCAGAUGUCCCAUAUGUAGUCAACAGCAUUCGUUGGCGAGAUGCGGCAAGUUCAACAGCAUGUCAGUGAACGACCGACAACAGCUUGUGAACACGAAACGAUUGUGUCACAACUUCCUACGGGGGGAUCACAUAGUCCGCCAAUGCCCAUGUGACCUGAAUUGCAAGAAGUGCAAUCAGCGUCACCACACUUUAUUACACACGAGCCAAUCCGCCGGUCCUAAGAAGGUCAGCAACGACGCUGUUUCUCGUUCAACGUCUUUCGUCGAUUCGGCUGACAGGGCUACGUCGUCGUCUUCUCCUGUAGUUUCCGAACAAACCAUGGUAGCAGCUGUUGAAGAUGAUUCGAUUGUCGAGACGAGUGUUUCUCUCCAGCAUCCUCGUGAAAAUGUCUUCUUGCUAACCGUCAUCGUAAAUAUCGUCGAUGCUUAUGGACAACAUCACCCCGCUCGUGCUUUAUUGGAUAGCGCAUCGCAACCGAAUUUGAUAACCGACCGCAUGGCUCGUAUCCUCCGCCUGAAGAAGCAUCCCGUCAACGUUACCGUCCAAGGGGCCGGACAGUUAUCCAAAGUCAUACACGAGUCCAUCUACGCCCAAGUUUCAUCCAGAAAGGAGCAUUUUUCUUGCGGAGUUAAUUUCCUAGUAAUGGACAAACUAACUGCCAACCUUCCUGCGCAAAAUGUCUCCAUAACCGACUGGAGAAUUCCAAAGGAUCUAUUCCUAGCAGAUCCAACAUUCAACAAGAGCCAACCAAUCGAUGUAGUGCUGGGGGCCAAGCACUUUUAUUCAUUCUUCCCGAAUGCCGCACGAAUACAAUUGCAUGGCAAUCUCCCGCUCCUGGUUGAUAGCGUUUUCGGAUGGAUCGUUGCGGGCUCUGCCGAUCUAGUGUCCCCCAAGAUCAAUCCAUCGUCCAAUUCUAGCAGUCUCGUGUGUGUAUCUAUGGUUUCCUUGGAAGAAACUCUGGAACGUUUCUGGAAAAUAGAAGAACUAACAACCAAGGACAACUACUCCGUCGAAGAAAGGCGCUGUGAAAAACUUUACCAAUCGACAGUCUCUAGAAACCCUGACGGACGGUACAUAGUUCGCCUGCCUCGGAAGCCUGAUUUUGACGACAUGUUAGGCGAGUCGAAGGCAAACGCGCUGCGACGGUUUGAGUAUUUGGAGCGACGUUUGGAGCGAAACUCCGAGCUGAAGGUUGAGUAUCACAGAUUCAUGCAGGAAUACAUCGACCUCGGGCAUAUGUAG
This is a messenger RNA of Topomyia yanbarensis, 2244 nucleotides long. RefSeq lists its product as uncharacterized. The coding region runs from base 1 to 2244 and encodes 747 amino acids. NCBI's taxonomy places the organism in Eukaryota, Metazoa, Arthropoda, Insecta, Diptera, Culicidae. The transcript has a single exon. The record is from RefSeq and is a predicted model, not a curated record.